GUUUGAUGAAAUCGUGGGGGGCUUUGACCAGCUCCCCCAGGCCCUACACAAUUCGCUCCUCCCAGGGACCGUCUGGUUCUACUCACCAGCAGAGGAAGUGGAGAUGUCUGGAGACUGUGUCCACGUGACCUACAGGACACCUGACCCUCUGCAGCCCAGGGCACGGCUGACUGCAGAUUUUGUGGUGGUAGCCAUCACUGCCAAGGCUGCCCGGCUCCUCCGAUUCCAGCCAUCUCUCUCUCUAAACAAGCAGGAUGCUCUGCGCUCUGUCCACUAUAAUAGUGCCACCAAAGUGAUCCUGGCCUGCACACAUCGUUUCUGGGAACGAGAUGGCAUUUUUAGUGGAAAGUCUAGCACUGACCGGCCUUCCCGCUUCAUCUACUAUCCCAACCACAUCUUCCCCAAUGGUGCAGGUGUCAUCCUUGCGUCUUAUACCCUGGAUGAUGACUCCGUGUUCUUCACAGCCCUGGACCACAAUCGGGUAGUGGACAUUGUUCUGGAUGACCUUGCUGCUAUUCACAAUCACAACAAAGAGGAACUCCGUACCAUCUGUCCCUACUUCACAGUCAAGAACUGGAGCCAGGACCCCUAUUCCAUGGGUGGCUUUGCCUUCUUCACCCCUUACCAAUACGUGGACUAUGCCCAGGAACUCAGCCAGCCGGAAGGGCCCGUCUUUUUCGCAGGUGAGCACACAGAUAUGCCCCAUGGCUGGAUUGACACUGCUAUUAAGUCAGGGCUCAGGGUGGCAAAGAACAUUCAGGAGGCUGUGGACUUGGCUUUGACAAGGAACCCCAGAAACACAAAGGAACACUUCUACAAAAGUGAGCUGUAA
Onychomys torridus (southern grasshopper mouse) is the source of this 832-nucleotide messenger RNA. RefSeq names its product L-amino-acid oxidase-like. Gene Ontology annotation, biological process: amino acid catabolic process. The transcript has a single exon. The annotation marks the transcript as partial. Lineage: Eukaryota; Metazoa; Chordata; Mammalia; Rodentia; Cricetidae. The record is from RefSeq and is a predicted model, not a curated record. Gene Ontology annotation, molecular function: polyamine oxidase activity; L-amino-acid oxidase activity.